Messenger RNA from Dipodomys spectabilis (banner-tailed kangaroo rat), 2166 nucleotides. RefSeq names its product basic proline-rich protein-like. The coding region runs from base 1 to 2166 and encodes 721 amino acids. The record is from RefSeq and is a predicted model, not a curated record. The transcript is spliced from 4 exons. NCBI's taxonomy places the organism in Eukaryota, Metazoa, Chordata, Mammalia, Rodentia, Heteromyidae.
AUGGAGGAAAAGAAAGGCCUGGGGUGCCAUGUGAAGGCCAGUCACACCGCAGCCAUGGUGCCCCACAGCCAGUCAGACCCCAGCCACGGUGCCCCACAGCCAGCCACACCCCAGCCACAGUGCCCCGCAGCCAGCCACACCCCAGCCAUGGUGCCCGCAGCCAGUCACACCCCAGCCACGGUGCCCGCUGCCAGUCAGACCCCAGCCACGGUGCCCGCAGCCAGUCAGACCCCAGCCACGGUGCCCGCAGCCAGCCACACCACAGCCACGGUGCCCCGCAGCCAGCCACACCCCAGCCACGGUGCCCGCAGCCAGUCAGACCCCAGCCAUGGUGCCCCACAGCCAGUCAGACCCCAGCCACGGUGCCCCACAGCCAGCCACACCCCAGCCACGGUGCCCCGCAGCCAGCCACACCCCAGCCAUGGUGCCCGCAGCCAGCCACACCCCAGCCACGGUGCCCCGCAGCCAGUCACACCCCAGCCACGGUGCCCGCAGCCAGUCAGACCCCAGCCACAGUGCCCGCAGCCAGCCACACCCCAGCCAUGGUGCCCGCAGCCAGCCACACCCCAGCCACGGUGCCCCGCAGCCAGUCACACCCCAGCCACGGUGCCCGCAGCCAGUCAGACCCCAGCCACAGUGCCCGCAGCCAGCCACACCACAGCCAUGGUGCCCCGCAGCCAGCCACACCCCAGCCACAGUGCCAGCAGCCAGUCAGACCCCAGCCACGAUGCCCCGCAGCCAGCCACACCCCAGCCACGAUGCCCCGCAGCCACGGUGCCUGCAGCCAGCCACACCCCAGCCAUGGUGCCCCACAGCCAGUCAGACCCCAGCCACGGUGCCCGCAGCCAGCCACACCCCAGCCACGGUGCCCGCAGCCAGCCACACCCCAGCCACGGUGCCCCACAGCCAGUCAGACCCCAGCCAUGGUGCCCCACAGCCAGUCAGACCCCAGCCACGAUGCCCCGCAGGCAGCCACACCCCAGCCACGAUGCCCCACAGCCAGCCACACCCCAGCCACGAUGCCCCGCAGCCACGGUGCCCGCAGCCAGCCACACCCCAGCCACGGUGCCCGCAGCCAGCCACACCACAGCCACAGUGCCCCGCAGCCAGCCACACCCCAGCCACGGUGCCCGCAGCCAGUCAGACCCCAGCCAUGGUGCCCCACAGCCAGUCAGACCCCAGCCACGGUGCCCCACAGCCAGCCACACCCCAGCCACGGUGCCCCGCAGCCAGCCACACCCCAGCCAUGGUGCCCGCAGCCAGCCACACCCCAGCCACGGUGCCCCGCAGCCAGUCACACCCCAGCCACGGUGCCCGCAGCCAGUCAGACCCCAGCCACAGUGCCCGCAGCCAGCCACACCCCAGCCACGGUGCCCCGCAGCCAGCCACACCUCAGCCAGUCACACCCUAGCCACGGUGCCCCGCAGCCAGCCACACCCAGCCACGGUGCCCCGCAGGCCGGACCGCUGGUCCGGGCCGACGGGCCCACCUGACCGCAGCCACGGCUGGCCAGCCGGGGAAGGGCGCAGGACGGCCGCGGCCGCGGGGAGCCGCCUGCCAGGACUUCAUGAAGGCCGAGGGCGCGCACAGGCCGGCGGCGGGCCGGGUCCCGGGGGUGUGGGGGGGAAACCUCCAGAAGGCCGGGGUGGACCCGUGUCCUCGCGUCCCACCCGGACUGGACUCGGGGGCUGCCCUCCGCCGUUACCUCCGCGCCGGGGUCCGCCCCUGCCCGCGCCCGCGCCCGCGCCCCGCGCCCCGCACGUGCGCGCCGCUGAAGAGCUGCGCGACGUGGGCGCGGCGCCCGGGAGCCGGGGAGCGGCCGCGGGUUCUGGAAGGAUCGGGAGGCGGCGCGCGGGGCGGCAGCGCGCGCGGCCGCCGGCAGGGGGCGGGCCGGGCCCGCGAGCCGCGGUGUCCUCCCCUCACCCCGGACCCGGCCGGCUGUGCGGUGCCCGGCCUUCCCCGGUCUGCGAGUCGCUGUGGCUCAUGACGGCACGCGUGGAAAUGGGGAUCCAGAUCUGCUUGGACAUCCUGCGCUGCCACUGUGCCUACGUCCCUCCUGUAGACGCCCUGAUGAAGGGUUAUAGCCCGAUGAACCCAUUGCAGAUCAAAAAUAGCGCAAGUGGAGAAUGCAUCAGGACACCUCACCUUGGCAACGGCCCCUCGUGA